GGUGAGCGGAUUUUGACUGCUGGGGAAGCCUACAUAACAAGCAAUUUGAAGUGCAGACUUAAAUUGGUUGAAAGUACAUUGCCUGUUACAAUUUUUCUAGAAAAUUGCCUGUCAAGAGUCGGCAAUAGACCCACACAUAAAGAGACAUGUCUAGCCCUAUGCCCAUAUGGUUAUAGCCUAUAGGUGCCAACAGAUAGUAGCUUCAAUUCAAGUAAUACUGAUUGGAUGUCUUGCCUGUUGAGUGAUGAUGAUGAUGAUGAUAACAUAAUGAUCAUCCCUCUACAAAAUGCUUGUGGUCUGCACUGCAUUAUUGGCAGAACUGUGACAUUAGUUUGUCCUCGUGGCAAAUGUUUGUGGUUUGGUUUUGUGCAAGAAAAGAUUUUGGCACAGAGCAUAAAACUCAGAGAAGACCUCUCUCUCUCUCUCUCCCUCUCUCUCUCUCUCUCUCUCUCUCUCUCUGCCCCUCUUGUGUUUAUACACUCCUCUCAUUCCGCUCACUCCCUUCAGUCGCGGUUAACGGGCGUGCGGUUGCCAGGAGAGACGCGCUGUAACGGCAGAGCGGCACGGGCUCUCCCGCGCCAUUUCCUCGUCUCGAGCCGUGGGAUGUCGAGCAGCGGCUCGGGCUCUUCUUCCUCGCGGAAGGAGUUCGAUGUGAAGCAGAUCCUCCGUAUCCGAUGGAGGUGGUUUGGUCACCCCGCGGUUCCUCCGCCUCACUCUCCGCCGCUGGGAGACUACUUCGCCGGGAGGAGAGCGGGCGGCAGCGCGGGGGACGGACCUUCAGUCAGCGGCAGCGGCGGCAGCAGCAGCAGCAAUUCUAAUUCAACCAACGUAACCCCGAGCGUGGGGAGUCACAGCGGUCUGGUGGCCAGCGGCAGCGCGGGGUCUAACCUGUGUAACGGCAGCAGCAGAAAGUUUGCUGAUCCGCCAGGGAGUCGGGGCGGUCCGGGAGGCGCGGCAGCGGGAGCGACGGGCAGCUCCUGUCCCCGCUCCUUCAGCCAGCCGGAGUGUAGGAGCUCCACGGCGGCGUUGUCCUGGGUUUCCCCGCCUCCCCAUCGUCGCUCCCGGCCGGUGACGAGCAUGGAGCUCCCCGGUGAGGCUCAGCUUUUGCCCGAGCCCUCAGCUCAGGUCGGGGGUGAGGAGGAGGAGGCGGCGGCGGCGGCGGCGGCGGCACCGUCAGCGUCGGGCACCGAGGAAACUAACAACCACCCGGAAACCGACUCCAGCUCCUGCAGGACGUCUAACAGCAGCGCCACCCUGUCCUCGUGCGUGUCCAUGGAGCCCUGUGCGUGUCCAGAGGACUCUACGUUCACCGCUCUGUCCCACGCCGAUGUCACCUUCUCCAAGAUGGAGGGUUACCUGAGGUCUCGACAGCUGUGCGACGUCGUUCUGGUGGCCGGAGAGAGGCGGAUACCUGCACACAGAUUGGUCCUCUCAUCCGUGUCUGACUACUUUGCAGCCAUGUUUACCAGUGAUGUCAGGGAGGCCAAGCAGGACGAGGUGAAGAUGGAAGGAGUGGACCCUGAUGCAUUGUGGGUCCUGGUGCAGUAUGCAUACACAGGCCGUCUGGAGUUGAGGGAGGACACCAUCGAGUCUCUGCUGUCGGCGUCCUGUCUGCUCCAGUUGACGUCGGUGGUUCAGGCCUGCUGCUCGUUCCUGAUGAAGCAGCUCCACCCGUCUAACUGUCUGGGUAUCCGCUCCUACGCCGACGCCCAGGGCUGCCACGACCUGCAGAUAGCCGCCCACGCCUACACCAUGGAACACUUUCUAGAUGUUGUGGGAGGCCAGGAGUUCCUGCUGCUCCCGAUGGAGGAGAUGGAGAGGCUGCUCAUGUCUGAAGACGUGAACGUGCCCGACGAGGAAACCGUGGUAACGUCCUUGCUAACGUGGGUCGGACAUGACACUGCCACACGUCAACGUCACCUACCGAUGCUGAUGGCUCACAUCCGACUGCCUCUGCUGCAGCCGCAGUUUCUGGCAGACCUGGAGUCAAACCCUCUGCUGCGGGACAGUAUCGAGUGCCAGCGGCUGCUGAUGGAGGGGAUGAAGUAUCACCUCUUGCCCCAGCGGCGGCCCCUGCUCCAGAGCCCCCGCACUCGUCCCCGCAAGGCCACCGUAGGAGCCAUGUUUGCUGUCGGAGGCAUGGACGCUACAAAAGGUGCGACCAGUAUCGAGCAGUACUGUCUGCGUCAGGACACGUGGAGGCAGGUGGCCACCAUGAGUGGGCGGAGACUUCAGUUCGGUGUAGCUGUCCUUGACGGUCGUCUGUACGUGGUGGGCGGCCGAGAUGGACUCAAGACCCUCAACACUGUGGAGUGUUACAACCCGCACAGCAAGACCUGGAGCGUCAUGCCUCCCAUGUCCACGCACAGGCACGGCUUAGGUGUAGCUGUCCUAGAGGGGCCCAUGUACGCGGUGGGAGGACAUGACGGCUGGAGCUACCUCAGCACUGUGGAAAGAUGGGACCCCCAAGCUCGCCAGUGGAGUUUUGUUGCAAGCAUGGCGACGCCCAGAAGCACAGUGGGAGUCGCUGUACUCAAUGGCAAGUUAUAUGCAGUAGGGGGUCGUGAUGGCUCGUCCUGCCUGCGAUCAGUGGAGUGUUUCGACCCACACACCAACAGGUGGAGUGGUUGUGCUCCCAUGGCUAAAAGGCGUGGAGGUGUGGGUGUGGCCACGUGGCACGGCUUCCUGUACGCCAUCGGAGGUCAUGAUGCUCCAGCUUCAUCGCUUGCAUCUCGGCUUAGUGACUGUGUGGAGAGGUAUGACCCUCAGACUGAUGUGUGGACGGCAGUCGCCCCCAUGAGUAUUAGCAGGGAUGCUGUCGGUGUCUGUCUCCUUGGCGACCGUCUCUAUGCUGUCGGCGGUUACGACGGGCAGGUGUACCUCAAUACCGUUGAAGCUUACGACCCUCAGACUAAUGAAUGGACACAGGUAGCGCCUCUGUGUGUGGGCAGGGCGGGAGCGUGCGUGGUGGCUGUCAGACUGUGAAAACAACAACAUCCAGUGAUGGACUUGGUAUGAUGCGGCUCAGAGAACCCUCCUCUUCACCACCGCUGACGUGCAAACCCAUCUGCCUGGCAGCAUGUGAGCGCCACCAGGAAGUGAGAGACUGAUUACUGAACACACUUCAGGUGUCAGACCUUGACAGAAGCACGUUGAACUCUCCUGUAACGGCUCCCUAUCAUUUUUAAUUUUUUUAUGUUUAGGGUCGUGUUGAGUGUCGGGUUUCUGAUGGAGUCUUCACAUUACAAACUUUUUGUUAACCUCUCCUGUAGAAGUGAACUACCACCGACACCCGUGAUGAAGAAGAAUCUGCAGUGUUUGUGUGAGCAUGACAGAACAGCUGUCUCACAGGGUUUUUUUUCUCCCUUGCCUGUUAUAUUGUUCCUGCAGACAGUGUAGGACAAACACACACACACACACACACACACACAUCUACAGACCUACACGGCUGCUUUCAGCUUCUUCUAUUUCUGUUGACAAAAAAGUGAGACAGAGAGAAAGAGGGAGAGAGACAGAGAGAGAGGUUGUCAGGACGGCUGAGAUGCCUCAUCAUUUUAUGCUUUCACUUUUCCUAACAUGAACUGAUAGUGUGUAUUGAUGCUAUUUUAACAUAUUCCCUGUUAUUUUAUGCUGCAGUCUGCAAGCGCUCUGCUCCCGAUUUCUAUCCUGCUCCUUCUCCCUGACAGUUUAAAGAAAGACUUUUGACAUAAUCAGCACAACCUUAUGAGCUGCAGCACUGUAAGGAACGCUGAUGCUUUUUUAGACAAAAACACAUCAUGAUGCUUAAUCUUGAUAUUCCUCUGAAGCACACUGAGUGUCAGUAAUGUACAGCUUAUUUUAAGAUUUUUAACAAGCCACAAAUGCAAAUUAUUCCACCUCUUCCUUUUAUCUUCUGUUGUUUAACGUCAUAUUCUCUCCUUUGGUUUCACAUAUUUGAGCUGUAAUGAGGUUCACAGCCUGAGUCAUAGAGAGCGUAAAUGUGGCCCUGCGUUGAGACCUGAAUGGAAAGACUCACCUAUUUCCAGGCUCAGCGUCUGUCCCAUCUGCUUUUUCUCGUGCGUGUACAUGUACAUGUGUUCAGAUGUUCAGAAACUGCAGAGUGUAUUUUUAUCUCAAAUGAGAAUCUUCCCCUCUCUACACAAUUCCCCGCUGCUUUCUCUUCAUCCCCAUUUUCCCACUUCAUCACCACACACACACACACACACACACACAGCACUGUGUUUAAGGGGCAGAAUUGGAUACAAGGACAGAAAUGAACAACAGAGACCCUGAAUUUAAUAACGCUGGUUCAGCCGAUGUAACGUUUUGUUUGAUGUGGAGUUCAAAGCGUUAUUAGAUUUGAUGCUGCUGCAGACACACAAUCAGACGUCAACGGAGAAAAUGAGUUUCGACCUCAUGUGUUCAUGCUUGAGUAAACUUAUUGUACAUGUCAUACGUAAAUGUGCGUUUCCCCUGUGUGGCUAAAUCUGCUCCUCCCAUUUUGUUUGUGUGUGUGUGUGUGUUUGUGUGUGUUUGUGUGUGCUUAGUGUACAGAAAAGCAGCUCCUGACAGUGAGAGGCAGAGCAGGCACCCUGUCUGAACUGACAGAUCUAGAGCUAAUGUAGCCCCCAGGAUGCUCUUCAGAAACACACAUGGACCGUUCACAGACACACGGACACACACACAUAAACACACACACACACACACACACACACACACACACACACACACACACACACACACACACACACACACUUAAGCACACAGCCGAAAGCCAAGCGCCCCAGGAGCCAGGGAAGAUUGAAAAGCCUCCCGUAUUUGCCAGCAUGACAUCUCAAAAGCAGAGAGGGGCGGGCGUGCGAUUCCCCAAAGCUGAGCGGAUGUUUAUUCAGGCCGAAUGCACGACUGCAUUAUUCUAUUUUCUUCUUCUCCUGCAAACCACCGAAACCUGCUCAGUGGUUAUUUAGAGAGUCGUUCUCCUCAAAGCAGAUUAGAUGAGCGCAGAGGUAAACGUGUCACCUCCACUGUGUACAGUCAGAGAGUUUGAAUUCAGUCAGAGGUCAAAUACAUCCCUGUUUCCAACAAAAGUUUGGACGUUGUGUAAAAUGUAAAUAAAAACAGAAUGUGAAAUUGAAAUCAUUUGCAGUGGGCGUGGUGAGGCUUAUGAUUACCUGUGCGUUUGUGAGGCAAGAGGCUAGACAAAGAGGUUGAGUGGAUUUGAAUAUUUUCUGUUGACCGUCAUCGUAAUGAUCAUUGUCUUAUGGACUUUUUGUUUAGAAUUAUUUUUUCAGGUUUUUGUUUAAUAUAUCUACAAACAUAUCUAAACUUUGUAUUUGAUUUGGAUAAGAACGAGUCACAGGUUCAGGCCCACUUAGUCUCUGUGCGGCAUUAUCCAAUCUAAGCCGCUACAAUCAACGCGUUCUGAUUUUUUUGGACGUUUUACACAAAGUCCCAACGUUUAAGGAAACAGAGUUGUAUAAAAAAAGACAUUCCAAAUCAAUCUAUGUAUUUAGUGUAUAUGAUGUACAUAAAUAAAUAUUAAAUAUGUAUGUAGUCUUAUUGCUUUAUGCUGUAGUAUGCAGCACACAGUACAAGUGCAGAGUGUUAUUGUGUGUUUCACUUUGUACCAUGAAUUCAAACCAAGAAGAGAAAAAUGAAGAAUGUACAGCUGCCCAUCUCCUCCUUAAGUACCAGCAUAUAACACCUCCUCUUCUACAGUAUAAAUAAGGGAUGUACAAUAUAUCUAUGUGCUGCUGUAAUAUGCUGUUAUCUGUCUUUUUAUACAGUAAAGUCCAGAUGUGAUUGAA
Labrus bergylta (ballan wrasse) is the source of this 5786-nucleotide messenger RNA. The record is from RefSeq and is a predicted model, not a curated record. NCBI's taxonomy places the organism in Eukaryota, Metazoa, Chordata, Actinopteri, Labriformes, Labridae.